Messenger RNA from Geodia barretti, 662 nucleotides. The record is from the annotation of a GenBank genome assembly. NCBI's taxonomy places the organism in Eukaryota, Metazoa, Porifera, Demospongiae, Tetractinellida, Geodiidae.
GAUCGGCCCACCAUCUGCUAAGGCCGCGGCACAGACAGUCCGACGUGAGGUGAAGCCGCAGUUGAUGGACAGGCCGGGAACGCGCCGUGCACAGGUCUGGAGUGACGUCGCAUGUACGUGACGCCUGCUCCUCGCCGCCAGCAUGUGUUCAGAGGCCUGGCUCUUCUCCAGCGUUCUUGGCCAGGCCCUGCCCUCGUGGGAAGGGAAGCUGGUCGUCGCGCUGCACGACGAUGUCGGCAGUAUCAGCACAUCCACGCGCUCCAGGGCGUCCAGUAUGCUCUGGCGGAAGAUGUGGCGCAGGCGGCUGGCCUUCUGGUGCGCCUGGGCCGGGAUCAAGGCCCCGGUCAGUAGGCGACACAGCCACCGCGCACCCGGUUCUCAUGUGGCAUCCACGCGGCGUGCACCGCAGUGGCAUCCACGUACAAAUCAGGUGAGUGGAUAGGGCUAUGGGCUGCCCGCCUGGGACAUGCAUCGGAUGAGACUGCGCUUUCCACCUUUGCGCCCAGUUCGCCCAUAUGCGUCCACCUGCACUGCACGCGUUCGACUGGCGUCGCGAACGUCCGGUUCCACCCCGUCGUCGUUCACGCGAUCGCUGAGCACCCCCACCCGCAGGCCCUGAAUGCCGCCAUCGAUCCCUUCCAGGUAGUCGGGGACCGGAGCGU